CGGGAGCAGGGCCGACCCCGGGGAAGGGACCAGUGCCCGCAGCCCCUGCGGCGCCGAGGCCGCGCUGCCGGGCCCGGCGGGGGCUCCGCACCUGCCCCACAGGCCCCACAGGACGGAGCUGUACGAGGACCCCCCGUCAGGAUGUUGGCCUAUCGUGUAUUCUCCAGACUACAACAUCACCUUCAUGGGACUUGAGAAACUGCACCCCUUCGAUGCAGGGAAAUGGGGAAAAGUAAUCAAUUUCUUGAAAGAAGAAAAACUAAUUGCAGAUGACUUGGUUGUACAGGCACGGGAGGCGACUGAUGAAGAUCUGCUGGUGGUUCACACGAGGCGCUACCUGAAUAGAUUAAAGUGGUCCUUUGUUGUGGCUACCAUCACAGAAAUCCCACCUGUUGCCUUUCUUCCCAAUUUUGUUGUUCAGAGAAAAGUUCUGAGGCCUCUACGAACCCAGACGGGAGGAACAAUAAUGGCAGGAAAACUGGCUGUGGACAGAGGCUGGGCCAUCAACGUGGGGGGUGGUUUCCAUCACUGUUCCAGUGACAAAGGUGGAGGGUUUUGUGCAUAUGCUGACAUCACACUGGCCAUCAAGUUCUUAUUUGAGAGAGUACCAGGGGUGUCUAAAGCCACAAUUAUUGAUCUGGAUGCUCAUCAGGGAAAUGGCCAUGAGAGGGACUUUAUGGAUGAUCCUCGGGUGUAUAUUAUGGAUGCCUACAACAGAUACAUUUAUCCAGGGGAUGGCUUUGCUAAACGUGCCAUAAAACGCAAAGUGGAGCUGGAGUGGGGCACAGAGGACACAGAGUACCUUCAGAAGGUGCACACCCACGUGGAGGGAGCACUGAACGAGUUCAAACCUGACAUCCUGGUUUAUAAUGCUGGCACUGACAUCCUGGAUGGGGAUCCCUUGGGAGGCCUGGCCAUUUCCCCCCAGGGCAUUGUGAAGAGGGACGAGGUGGUGUUCAGGGCCGCGCGGCGCCGCAGGAUCCCCGUGCUCAUGGUGACGUCCGGCGGGUACCAGAAGAGGACGGCGCGGAUCAUCGCCGACUCCAUCCUCAACCUGCACAGCCUGGGGCUCAUCCACGGCCAGCUGGCAGCCAGGGGGGCUGCACACCCCAGCCUGGAGCAGAUGGUCAGGGACUCUGCAAAAGACUUGGGCAACUUGUCCCUGCAGUGAUGAGUUCCCAGUUUUAGUGCAAUAACCUGGCAGAGCCAGCUCGGUCUAACUCCUGCAUCCGUCCCGGGAAAGGCAACACGUCCUUCUAAGCUAACAGACCUGCACUCAGAGGUACUGUCUUUGUGUCUGACAUUGCUGUAGAAAGCUUUACUUGCCUCUCUGAUUGCUGUUAUGUUGAAAGAACUAUGCAGUUGGCAUCCAAAGACUGCCCCAGACCUGUUUCAGAUGGUGCGGCUUUGUCUGUGUGUGGGGGAAAUAUGGACUAAACCCACUGUUUCUUGGGUUUUUUUAGAUACUGCAUUUUAUUUAUUGCUUUUUUAAUGGGAAUGUUGUUGUAAAACAUGUUCUGUGCAGACUUCAGUGUCAGUUUAACACUAAAGUUAAGUGCAAUACUGUAAAAACCAGUGCAGUUGGAGGGCUUUGAAACCAUAGCCUGUAAGAAGGAAAGGCCAUUAAUUUAUAGUUUAUUCCUGUUGUUGAUAGUGACUUAAAUCUUACUUAUAAGCACCUUGAAAAAUAGAAUAGGAAACACCUUUGGCUCUAUAUGCAAAUGAGCCAUAAGGGCUCAACAUGAACAGUCUGGUGUUUGCCUCUCUUAAAAUGAGCCCUGCAUGUGAAAGGGAAUAGUUCCUGUGCAUUGUGACUCACAGAGUAAAGAAACUACAGGCAAAUCAAAGCUAAUGGUAGAGUUCUGAGCAGCCUUGCAGCAAAAACUAUGUAGAAAUUCAGGUUAUCUCCACUAUUUCCAGCUUGGCAUGUAUAAAACAGUGAUGGGUACGUUGAAAUUAUUUUUUUCCCCGACUAGUGCUGUGUUUUUCACCUGCUCAGAGAGUAAUGGUACUUGUAGUUGCAGUCGUAGUUGGUAAGCAAAUUGUUCAUUAUUAUUGUUCAUCUAAAAAUACAGUGGCAUUUCUACAUGAAGUUAAUGUGCUAACUUUAUAUGGAGCUUCUAGGAGGAUUUGGGAACAAAAUAGUGUAUUCCAAGCAAAUUCAGUGCACUACUUGUAAAGUUUGGCUUUGUUUAAGUUGGUAUAUUUUGCAUUGUAGCAGUGGGUCGUAAAUGUGCUAAACUGCAUAUUUUGCAAGAGCUUUUAUAACUUCUGAAUAUUCACUGAUUUGUACUACAAGUUUCAUGUCGUGUCUAUGUUUGAGCUUUCCUGGGAAGGAACACCAAGAUUUUGCUCGUAGUAGAGUUGCUGUCUAAGCUAUUUAAGGAAUGUUUAAUGCUAAUUAUAAUACUUACCUCACUUAGUGUUCAUGUUUAGAUGGGGUUUGUCAGUUGUAAGAAUUGCACAAUUGCUAUAAAUAUCUGCUUUAAGCCAGAUUUGACAUAUUGCACUAAGCUUAAGUUGCUACACUGGGAUUAAAAAGCACUUUUAAAUUUCUUACUAGAAGGACCAUCAGAGUACGACUAAUGUUGAGAUUUAUUUUUUCUAUACUGUCUGACGUUACUGAAAGAUGUUGUUAUUCUUUCAUAUGAUUUUUAUAAAAUUAUAAAUUACAUUUCUAUAACCUAAACCUGUCAUAGCACCAUAUGGUCUUUCCCCUGAACAUCUUCUGUUUGUGUUAACAUGUUUCUAUAAUUUUCCCUUGGUGGAGAUUAAAAUGAUGUUGAACAAUG
Molecule: messenger RNA, 2792 nt
Organism: Pipra filicauda (Wire-tailed manakin)
Lineage: Eukaryota; Metazoa; Chordata; Aves; Passeriformes; Pipridae
Gene: HDAC11
Product: histone deacetylase 11
Exons: 10
Coding region: 185-1171 (328 amino acids)
Molecular function (GO): histone deacetylase activity
Source: RefSeq, a predicted model, not a curated record